Messenger RNA from Serendipita indica DSM 11827, 1167 nucleotides. Lineage: Eukaryota; Fungi; Basidiomycota; Agaricomycetes; Sebacinales; Serendipitaceae. The record is from the annotation of a GenBank genome assembly.
AUGGCAUCCCCUAUGCUGGACAUACCAUACGACGAGUAUCUUCUCCCCGAGUUUUCAGAUACGCUCGAACAACCGCUUGGCCAUGUCGACUCGCUCAUCUCAAUGAUGACUGCACACGCCAUUCACGAGCCUACGAUGUACAGAAAGCCUCCUCGUUGCAUCAUCCUCCCCGAGGACUGCGAAGCCGUCGAGAUUCGACCCAUCUACCAGAACAAAUCCGAACACACCCAGCUUGGUGAAGCUAUCACAUUCCCGACGAUUCCCUAUCCAUUCGUCCAUACAUCUCCAUCUACUUAUCCUCAAUGCAACUCCAUGGCGACUCUCAGCGACAUGAUGUACACGACCACGCUCGAGAGCUCAGUGUCUCCCCCUUCGUCCACCUGGGCCUCGGACACGGCAACCUCCUUUGGCUCGGAUCUCGGGUCUCCCUUCGAGUUUGACCUUGACUUUGGAUCUCCGGCGUCGUCUCCCCGUCGAAUGGCCAAGACGCGUGCCAAUCAAACGUACGGUGUGCCAACGUACAGUCCACCAUCUUCUUUGCUGCCUUCCAGCUCUCCACCUCCUCGUACGCCAAAGAAGACAGGUACCAAGCGCCGCUCUUCGGUAGACGACGAGGACUAUAGCGAAGAAGAGAGCGAGUACGAGUCGGACGCUGUGUCCUCCGACUCUGAUGAAGAGUACACCAGCAGAGCCUCCUCUCGCGUCGUAUCUCCAGUCAAGUCGAGAAAGAGGCAAACAUCAACCUCGAGUACGCCCAAGCGAAAGCGCGCUGUUCGAGAGGAGCUAGAGCACGCACCACUUGGCAAGUACGAGUGCGGGUUGAUCGUCGAGUAUGUGAGCAAGAGUUCUCGAAUGACGAUCAAGGGACUCGAUGCGCCGCCUGUGGGGAGUAUCUGUCCGAUGCGCUGCGUCAACCGCACGGACCUCAAGCGUCAUCAAGAGGCUGGAUGGCAUUCUGCUUACAAGUGGUGCUGUCCUUUUUGCGGGAGUGUGAUCUGUAAUCGCAAGGAUGCGUGCAAACGCCAUGUUGAAACGAGCUGCAAGGGUGCUCCCAAGGGUGGAAAUGUGUGGUGUGACCUGUUGCAAACGCAGGGUUUGGUGUUCAAGCCUGCGACGAAGACGAGGAGUCGAAAGAGGGUCAAGAAGCUUGACGACGACGAGUAUUGA